AUGACGCUCAAAAUCCCGGCAUCAUUCAUUUCUGUCGAAAGUCGAAAUGUCUCGCGCGCGCGCGCUUCCGCGCUCGGCGUCCAGCUCCGAAGCAGCGCGGGUUCGUGUCGGACAAGCAGGUGGAAACGUGCCGGGAAGGUUGUUGACGUCAUCUGGAAUUCAGAACGCCACUGCACCCAAAUGGCGCCUCACCUGUUCACCGCAGCGUGCCUUCUCUUUGCCAGGAUCCUAAUAACACAGCAGACUCACAUGAGUUCCUUGUAUACGUUUCUUUUCACUCCGCGUGGGCCUCAGAUGUUUCCGUGCCUGACUUACUUGGAGAGGAACGUCAGGGUCGACUGUGAGUUUCCCGCCACCGACGAGAUACCGGGCCCCUACUGCGAGUAUCGUCAGGACAGCAGGCUGGUGGGCAGCACCUACCCCAACGCCGUCAUCUACGUGUCCACCGAGGACCGCAGGAGGAGCAACGUCAGCCUGUUCGCCCCGAACCUGUGCCGCCUCACCUGGGCGCCGAUGGCCGACGAGAAGCCUUACACGUACACGUGCAGGGUUUACCGAGGCGCCGGCUGGAAGGAGAACAGCAUGGCCGUGCAUCACCGGAUUCUACCGAUCUGCUCGGCUCUCAGCGUCACGUUUGAAUCGGCGCCGUGGCUUUUGUCUACGCUGAUGUCACUUCCCGCGGCGAUGGGUCUUCUGAACCCGUGAGCUCUCCCCGAUGACCCGACGGACCUGAUUUGCGACUCACUUUAACGGCGAGCUCAAUUUGAGAACAUUUUCGUGGUUUUUUUUUUUUUUCACGCGCCGAAUAGCUGCAGCAUGUACAAUUAGCGGCCGCCUGCACAGCGCCGAUGCAAUCCCAGUAUCACAAAAAGGAAAACCCCGCUGAUAGUGCUGAUCCACACAUGAGGGAUCAUCAGAAAGUCGAUUCAGAAAUGUUGACAAAGCAUAUUAGGGUCUUAGGUGUACCUAAUCAAGUGUCCAGUGAGUGUAUUUGCAUGCCUUCGCGUGAGAGCCUCACGCCUUUCCGAAGACGUGAGGAGCUUCCCUUUCCUUUUGAAUAUUCACCCGUGACGUCUUGGAAGUCUCUUUGCUAAGCUGCCGUUUCAAAUGUAUACUGGGGGUCGGGGGCUUUUUCGCACACACACAAAACAACACAAAGACAAAAACAGUACAAGUCACUGGGAAAGGAAAAAGUGGGAAUUGCCUUUUUAUUCAUCAUCUUGUGAUGUUUCAUAAUGGCAUGAAAGUACUCUGCUCGUCUAAUACUAUUUAAAUAGAGGACAAAAUGGCUUCGAAAAUAAUCAUUUGUAGUUACGUUCACAUGAAUUUGUGGCUUCUUUUUUUAUGCUAUGAUUUUCAGGCUCACUGCUGUGACUAUUAUUUCCACAGAAGCACUUUGAAUCGAGGUAGCGUGUGUUUCUUUGAAACAGCUUUAUUUAACUCUGUUAGACAGUAUUACCAAAUGUCUGCAAAAUGCUAUAACAAAGUUAAAGCAAUAAAGGCGUAA
This is a messenger RNA of Phycodurus eques (leafy seadragon), 1507 nucleotides long. RefSeq lists its product as uncharacterized. Lineage: Eukaryota; Metazoa; Chordata; Actinopteri; Syngnathiformes; Syngnathidae. The coding region runs from base 1 to 705 and encodes 234 amino acids. The transcript has 4 exons. The record is from RefSeq and is a predicted model, not a curated record.